GUUCUGCCGUGUCUUUAGGGGGCGCUGAUGGUGAGCUGCGUCAAACUGACGUCAUCAAAACACACUGAAGUAAAAACAGCAGCGGAUUGAGCUACACGGAUCCUCAAUGGCCGCCUCCUCGUCCUCAUCCUCUGCUGGAGGAGUCAGUGGGAGUUCAGUGACCGGCUCUGGCUUCAGCGCCUCCGAGCUCAUCCCGCCCAGAAAAGUGCUCUACACCUACCCGAAAGGAGCUGGGGAGAUGAUGGAGGAUGGAUCGGACCGGUUUUUGUGCGAGUCUGUGUUCAGCUAUCAGGUUGCUUCCACACUGAAGCAGGUUAAACAUGAUCAGCAGGUGUCGAGGAUGGAGCGUCUGGCUGGACUGGUUGAGCAGUUAGAAGCAGACGAGUGGAAAUAUAAGCCCAUCGAGCAGCUCCUGGGCUUCACAACCUCAUAACAACCCAUCCGUUUCUCUGCUUUCUCCAUCUGCAGGACACUUCACAUUAGUGUUACGCUUUAUAUUGGCUUUAUGUGUCAAUCAUGUGUGUAAAUAUGCUUUGUGUUUUUUGGAUAAAGCUUUUUAGUAAUACCUCCAAACGAGCCUGUGUUGUUGUUUUUUUACAUGUGUCAAUACAUGCACAAUAAAAGCCUUUUUAAACACA
Molecule: messenger RNA, 638 nt
Organism: Danio aesculapii
Lineage: Eukaryota; Metazoa; Chordata; Actinopteri; Cypriniformes; Danionidae
Gene: anapc16
Product: anaphase promoting complex subunit 16
Exons: 4
Coding region: 107-433 (108 amino acids)
Biological process (GO): protein ubiquitination
Cellular component (GO): cytosol; anaphase-promoting complex; kinetochore
Source: RefSeq, a predicted model, not a curated record